GAGGGUGGGUGGGGAGGGGCAGUUCCUCUUUCCUUCCCAAGCACCGAGGAGGCCCCAGCUCCCUAGGGGCUGAGAAGCUGGAGUCCUGGGGAAGGGGAGGAGCUGAGCCACAGUCUUGCAAGACCCCCGCCCUCCUCCCUCCACAGGAAGCAUGAACAGAAAAGACAGCAAGAGGAAGUCCCACCAGGAAUGCACCGGAAAGACAGGAGGACGGGGCCGGCCCCGCCAAGCGCGCCGCCACAAGACAUGCCCCAGCCCCCGGGAAAUCAGCAAGGUCAUGGCUUCCAUGAACCUGGGCCUGCUGAGCGGGGGUGGCUGCAGCGAAGAUGAGCUGCUGGAGAAAUGCAUCCAGUCCUUUGACUCAGCUGGCAGCCUGCGCCAUGGGGACCACGUGCUCAACAUGGUGCUAGCCAUGCACAGCUGGGUGCUGCCCUCUGCCGACCUGGCUGCCCGCCUGCUGACCUCGUAUCAGAAGGCCACAGGGGACACCCAGGAGCUGAGGCGGCUGCAGAUCUGCCACCUGGUCAGGUACUGGCUCACCCAACACCCUGAAGUGAUGCACCAGGACCCCCAGCUGGAAGAAGUCAUGGGUCGUUUCUGGGCCACCGUGGCCCAGGAGGGCAACUCAGCCCAGAGGAGCCUGGGGGGCUCCUCUAACCUCCUGAGCCCUGGUGGCCCUGGGCCCCCACCCCCCAUGAACAGCCCAGGCCUAGGCAAAAAGCGCAAAGUGUCCUUGCUUUUCGACCACCUGGAGACGGGGGAGCUGGCUCAGCACCUCACCUACCUGGAGUUCCGGUCCUUCCAGGCUAUCACGCCCCAGGACCUGCGGAGCUACGUUUUGCAGGGCUCAGUGCGGGGCUGCCCGGCUCUGGAGGGCUCUGUAGGACUCAGCAACAGCGUCUCCCGCUGGGUGCAGGUGAUGGUGCUGAGCCGUCCCGGGCCCGCACAGCGCGCACAGGUGCUGGACAAGUUCAUUCACGUGGCACAGAGGCUCCACCAGCUGCAGAAUUUCAACACGCUGAUGGCAGUCACAGGAGGCCUGUGUCACAGUGCCAUCUCCAGACUCAAGGACUCCCAUGCCCACCUGAGCCCUGACAGCACCAAGGCCCUGCUGGAGCUCACGGAGCUCCUUGCCUCCCACAACAACUAUGCCUGCUACCGCCGCACCUGGGCUGGCUGUACAGGCUUCCGGCUGCCUGUGCUGGGCGUGCACCUCAAGGACUUGGUGUCCCUAUAUGAGGCACAGCCUGACAGGUUGCCUGACGGCCGCCUGCACCUAUCCAAGCUGAACAGCCUCUACCUGCGGCUGCAGGAGCUGGCGGCCCUCCAAGGGCAGCAUCCACCCUGCAGUGCCAAUGAGGACCUGCUGCACUUGCUCACGCUCUCCCUGGAUCUUUUCUACACGGAGGACGAGAUCUAUGAGCUUUCUUAUGCCCGGGAGCCACGCUGUCCCAAGAGUCUGCCACCCUCCCCCUUCAAAGCACCUCUAGUGAUGGAGUGGGCCCCUGGUGUGACACCCAAGCCGGACAGGGUCACACUGGGUCGGCACGUGGAGCAGCUGGUGGAGUCCGUGUUCAAGAAUUACGAUCCUGAAGGCCGAGGAACCAUCUCUCAGGAGGACUUUGAGCGGCUCUCAGGCAAUUUUCCCUUCGCCUGCCAUGGGCUUCACCCGCCCCCACGCCAGGGGAGAGGCUCCUUCAGCAGAGAGGAGCUGACAGGGUACCUGCUCCGGGCCAGCGCCAUCUGCUCCAAGCUGGGCCUGGCCUUCCUGCACACCUUCCAUGAGGUCACCUUCCGCAAGCCUACCUUCUGCGACAGCUGCAGUGGCUUCCUCUGGGGUGUCACCAAACAAGGCUACCGCUGUCGGGAGUGCGGUCUGUGUUGCCACAAACACUGCAGAGACCAGGUGAAGGUGGAGUGUAAGAAGAGGCUAGGGGCCAAGGGCGAUGCGGGGCCCCCCGGAGCCCCUAUCCCACCCACGCCAGCUCCCCACGCCAGCUGUGGCUCUGAGGACAAUCUCUCCUACACGCUAUCCCUGGAACCUGAGACUGGGUGCCAGCUUCGCCAUGCUUGGACCCAGACUGAAUCCCCACACCCUUCCUGGGAACCAGAGACGGUGCCCUGCCCAGUAAUGGACCCACCAUCAACCCCAUCCUCCAAGCUGGAUUCCUAGGCAUCUCACAGUCUCCUCUCUCCCUCACUCCCUUCCCCAGUCAGUCCUGAGUCCUGCCGUAGGACUCUGGCAGGGCUCCCAGAGGUAGGACCCCCAGAGGCAUCCGCCUUCCCACAUUGCCUUCGGUGGCACGUCCGUCAUGAUUUUCCCUGGAAGUGACUUUCCUCCCUUGCACGGUGGUAGAUGCUAAUCCACCUGCACUUAGUAUCUGUGCAGCUCUGUGUUGGACACAUUUAGACUCAGACCUCAUUUCACCAAUUCUCCAAAUCUCCAUUUCACAGAUAAGGAGACUAAGGCUUCCUGAAGUUAAGCCAAGGUGGCACAGUUCCCAAGGGCUGGAGGUAGAUUCAAACCCAGGUCUUCCGUCUGCUCUAAAACCGAAGCUCCUGACCAAUACGCUACGGGUCAGGAGGGGGUGAGGACAGAGCAGGUCUCUGGGAUUAUAGACUUGGGAGAGAAAGCUGGGUAGUAGGUAGAGCAGGCAACCAAUGGACACCUCAGUGAGAUCACAUCCAUCCUCUGCUCAGGAAAAAAGCCAGAGUCCCCACUAUGGCCCACAAAGCCCCAUGUGAUCUGCCCCCAUCACCCCUCCAACCUUACUUCCCACACAGCACCUCUCUUCAUCCUGCGUCAGCUACACUGGCCUCAAUGUACCCUGAAUGUGCCCCAAAUACUCCUACCUCAGGGCCUUUGCACUGGCUGCUCCCCUGCCGGGAAUGCUUUUCCCCAGAGGCCUGUCUGGCCCCCUCUUUGGAGCUGUGCUCCAGUGGCACCUUCUCAGCAAAGCUUACCCUGACCAUAGUCAAGAUGCAAGUCCCCCGUCCCCUCUCAGUUCUGAUCCUGCCUCCAUGCUUUAUUUUUUUAUUUUAUUUUAAUUUUUUGAGACAGUCUCACUUUGUUGUCCAGGCUAGACUGCAAUGGUACAAUCUCAGCUCACUGCAACCUCUGCCUCCCUGGUUCAAUA
This is a messenger RNA of Cebus imitator (Panamanian white-faced capuchin), 3137 nucleotides long. It is a transcript of the gene RASGRP4, whose product is annotated as RAS guanyl releasing protein 4. Gene Ontology annotation, cellular component: plasma membrane. Gene Ontology annotation, biological process: Ras protein signal transduction; positive regulation of GTPase activity. The transcript is spliced from 17 exons. NCBI's taxonomy places the organism in Eukaryota, Metazoa, Chordata, Mammalia, Primates, Cebidae. The record is from RefSeq and is a predicted model, not a curated record. Gene Ontology annotation, molecular function: guanyl-nucleotide exchange factor activity; calcium ion binding. Bases 152 to 2173 code for a protein of 673 amino acids.